AUGGGGUAUAAGGGUAACCUUGAUAAGCAGUCGGUUAUGCAGUAUGUGAUUGAGGGAUUGCCAGACGGGCCAAACCUUACACUGCUGUACGGCUGCAAGAAAUUUAAGGAGUUCAAGGAAAGGCUCAAAAUAUAUGAGAAACUAUGCAAUAAGACGGAAGAGACAAAACAGCUCUUAAAGACAGAAAACAGACGUACGACGAUAAAUACGACGGAAGAUAAGACGAUAAAGAACGCAUGCUACAACUGUGGAGAAGUUGGACACAUUUCAGCAAGAUGCAAGCACAAAGAACCAAAGUGCUUUAAGUGUAAUGUGUUUGGGCACAAAGCGAAUGAUUGUCAAGUUGUGGAGGUCCAAACUGUUUUGUGCGAUGCUGAGCAGUUUGUAAAGAAGCGCCGCAGUCAACAUUAUGACGUCCAGAAUUUACAAGCAGGUAGGCAGUCCGAAACUGAACGGGACUACAAAGAUUUUAAAGGUUUCGGAGGAUGGAUGACAAAACCAGAUGGUCAUAUCACAUAA
Molecule: messenger RNA, 519 nt
Organism: Dalotia coriaria
Lineage: Eukaryota; Metazoa; Arthropoda; Insecta; Coleoptera; Staphylinidae
Exons: 2
Coding region: 1-519 (172 amino acids)
Molecular function (GO): zinc ion binding; nucleic acid binding
Source: RefSeq, a predicted model, not a curated record